UCUUAAAUUUAUCAAGUACCCAUUCAUGGCUUUUAAGAUUUUUCAUCCCAUCUCCUUCAUCUUCCUAAUUUUCAUUCUUCUUGCUCCAAUUGGCCAUGCCAAGAGGAGCACCCCAAGUGAGAAAAAAUCAUCACCUUUUGAUUUCAUCAAGAAAUUAAAAGGUUGUCACAAGGGAAACACCACAAAAGAAAUCCACGAGCUGAAAUCCUAUCUCAAGAAAUUCGGAUAUCUCAGAUAUGAAAACAAAAUCCAUGCCAGUGACGAUGAUUUCGAUGAGAUCCUAGAAUCAGCCAUCAAAACCUACCAGAAAAACUACCAUAUCAAACCCUCAGGUAUCGUAGAUGAUAAAACGAUAUCCAAAAUGACAACCCCACGAUGUGGGGUGCCUGAUAUUGUUAACGGCACCAACUACAUGCAACCUCGUGACAAGAAACACAAGCCGGGCUCUAGCAACAUCCACACAGUGUCUCACUACAGUUUCUUUCAAGGAAACCCUAGAUGGCCACCUACCAAAACCCAUCUCACUUUUCGAUUCUCCCCCAACUUUCCUGUAAGUGCUGUAGCCCCCGUGGCACGUGCCUUCCACAAAUGGGACUUAGCCACACACUUCACCUUUGCACAAGUGGGAGCCAAUCAAAACUCUGAUAUGAUCAUAGAGUUCCAUCGCCGCGACCACGGAGAUGGAGCCUCUUUUGAUGGCCCCGGUGGAGUCCUAGCUCAUGCAUUUGCACCUACCAAUGGAAGGUUCCAUUAUGAUGCCGACGAGAGGUGGUCUAUUGGCUCAGUUUCGGGGGCUUUCGACCUAGAAACCAUUGCGCUUCAUGAAAUUGGACACCUUCUAGGGCUCGGGCAUAGCUCGGUUAAUGCCGCAAUCAUGUUUUCGGGGAUCGGAGCCGGGCAGAUCAAGAAUUUGCAUAACGAUGAUAUUCAAGGAAUAAGGGCGUUGUACGGUCGCUAAAACUUCAUAUUACUUUGUGUAUUGUUUGCAUGUGAAAAUAAUUUCCCUAUGUUGGGAUAUUUGUAAUACUAGUAUCUAAGGUCAUAGUACUUGUUUGCUUUUAUGCUGCCGUAACUUGUAUGGUGUGAAUUUGGAUAUGUAAUCCUCAUUCAACAAGUUAAUUAAGUAAAUUUUCUA
Salvia hispanica is the source of this 1135-nucleotide messenger RNA. The record is from RefSeq and is a predicted model, not a curated record. NCBI's taxonomy places the organism in Eukaryota, Viridiplantae, Streptophyta, Magnoliopsida, Lamiales, Lamiaceae.